AUGGCAUAUGCGUCGACUGGUUUUUCUGCGGCGGAAGCAACUCGCGGGCCGCCCCGCCCCGCCACUAGCAUUCCUGAGUCGGUGGGCAUAUCCUCUGCUUUCACGCCCGCACUGACGCAACAGGAGAAAUAUGAUGUGGCUGUUCUUGACAUGGCAGUUAGGUCUUCUUGGGGUAGGGACUUCAAUAUUCUCUUGCAGUUUGCAAGAGAGCAUGCAGCUCACCGGGCCGGCCUCAGCGUGGAACGCCUUGACAGGCAUUUGGUGAAACGGGCGCGGGUGUUUCGAGCCGUUGACCAGGAGUUUGUUCAGUUCGCUGGACUUGCGUUAGGAAGCGAAGAUGGCGCAGUUGAGUUUCAGGAAUCUCUGCCGUGUGGGCAAAGUGGAGGCCUAUGGAGUGGAAUGACAAAGGAAUCGUUGAAGUGGUGCGCGGCAAAACUACGGUUGAUGUGUGAUGAACAAGAACCCUCUCCAGCGCUCGCAUUGGAGGAGAUUGUAGCCCUUAAAUGCACAUUGUUUGCCGAAGCCCAGGGUGCGGGGCUGCGCCAAGCCCAGAGGCGCCACCGAAGAGCAUGUUCAAGUAAUUUCCCUUGCACAACUGCUCUGCAUUCUUCGUCAUCCUGCUCGACACUGCUAUCGCAGCCGGCAGCAACUUGCUUGCCGGUUGACCUGUUUUUUGAUAUGAACACUGAAACGCUUCUUCGAACCACAUUCAAAGCGGAACAAGGCAACACAUCAAUUCUACGUCUUCUCCUCAACAGCUUAAAUCCCAACAGAGAAUGCACAGUGCCCGGUGUCUCUAGCACGUUGCCGGACCCUACAGAGUCCAGCGUUUCAAGGCUGAUUUCUCCCGCGCAGUCACGUCCACUUUACCUCUCCCCCUCCAGAAGAAGCAUUUCUUCUGACAUGUUAGGGCCUUCUGCCGGGGUUCGCGGCAGCGCCCCGUCGCAUUCCACACGGGCCUUACCUGCACAGUCCGAGGAAGCAGGAAACGCAGAAACUUUAUCGAAGAACAGAACUGAAGAGGCUCCAAAACAACUUGAGGCCUCAGGGAGUCUAGUAGGGACCUUGGGGACUCGGGGCGAUCCGCCCUCUGUAGCAUGCAGAGGUGAGAGUCGGUCAUUCGAAUGCUCCGUGGGAGGGUCCGGAGAGCGCAGCAGGGACGGCCACGCUGUCAACAGAGUUGCUGAGUCUGCAGAGGACACGUCCAGUGGGGAGCGAGGACCAGGGACUCGUGCCGCCGACAGCGAGGCUCGGGGAAACAGGGCAGAGUCGCCUGAGACUCCGCAGGCGACUCUCCGACUGCUCUUUCAGCUGGCCGAGCUGCAUCUCCUCCAGAGGCUUACGCAGAGCUCCCCUGACUUGGUCCAAGAUGCCCAGGCAACUGCGAGGGGGUUUCCCUUUUCCACGAUGCUGUUUACUCGUACUUCCAGACAAGGUGGUAGUUCAUCUCGUUUCGCUUCGGCAUCGACAGCGCCACAUGCUCCGGAGGCGACUGUGUGCGAGGAGAGCGGCCAGCGCGGACACUCACGUCGCCCAGAGAAGUCCCCCUCGACGGGCACCGCCCACCAGCGUCCUGCGGUGGAGUUGAGGGGAUUCACUCUCGAGUCGACCGAAAGUCUCUGCCAACAAGGUCUCAAGCGAAAAGACACCAUUUCUGAUCUCAGGGUUCUGCCUCCUGCAGUCGCUCGAGAGGUCAGCACCGAUCUUGGCACAGACAGCAGAUGCCGUAGAGAUGAAACGCGUACCCCUUCCUUAGAAUGCCUCGCGUCCCAGACGACCGACUGCCAAAAUGGAAAGCGAAGGAAAUUCCACUUCAAGAGCGAAGACCCAGCGAAUCCUGGUCCUAAAGCACGAACACCUCCGCAAAAACCAGGAGGGCGUUCCACAGAACUGAGAACGCACGCGCCAUCCCCCACGACCCCGAUUCACACACCUGUAACCAGUCAGGCAGACGCUCCGCUUUUUCAACUCCUCGACGACCGUACAGGAGUCGCGCUUUGUCGAGUGCUCCAGACCAUCGUGAUGCGGGAUGUCAUUGCAAGUUGUGCUUGUCCAAGUGAAGAUGAAGCUUGCGUGGAGUCUGUUGCCACGUCCCUCGACCUUCUCGUCGAAAUCAUAAUUUCACUUUGCUCUUUGCUGGGUCAUCUCCAAGCACGUAGCUCCGCCAGCCUUCACUCGGCACAUCCGAGCCAAGAGACGGCUGAAACCUCGGAACGCGGAGAGGGGGGAGGCGGCCUGGUGUCCCAUCCGUCCUCGCCGUUAGGCGAUAGCAGAGAUCCAUGCUUCGAACGAGACAGGAAGGGAACGACUAGUCCCCGCCUGAGUAACCCCGACGCAUUCCUAUCAGAGCACUUUGAAGGGACCCUCAUUGACCUCGUUGCUCUGCCAUUUUGCUACGGCUUUUGCGUUCUUGCACUCAGUCCCUGGCAUAGGAAACUUCAGCAGAGGGCCUCGACAGGAUUUUACCGCCUGGUCAGGAGUCUCGAUAGACUUCUUUGCCUGAACAGCGAGGCACUGGAUGUUGCGUGCCGCCUCUUCAACACGCAGACGAAACGGGAACAAAACAGCGUGCAAGGGAAAGAUAAAAUAAGCAAUCACGGAGAGAGAUACACAGAAACGGCAGACGACGUUCGCAUGCAGGAGAAGGGAAGGGGUACGUUAUGCCUUUUGGAUGAAAGCGAACAGACAAGCAACGAAGUCGCAAAGGGUUAUACUGUUGAUCCUCCUUUCGAGCUCUCUGUGUGCUCUAGAGCACGGCGCUUCUUGCCUUAUCUGUCUUCUCCUCGCUACGCACAAGUUGUUGAGUCACCUCAUCCCUAUCCGCGUGGUACGUCAACUUUUCCGUCCUUGCUGACUUUCGCUGCCGCCUCUUCACCGCCUUUGGCUUCCAUCGCUACAAGAACGAGAGGCGCUGAAAGAGGACAGUGCGCAGACGGAAACCGAACAGUGACUUGUAGGACUGUUGAAUUCCCAGGAGCGUCGCAUGUCUUCCUUCUCUUUGAUGAACGGUGCAAUACGCAACACAACACGGAUAUUCUCUACGUGGUUCGAGGACGCUGGACAGGCGCGCCUUCCCUGGUUCCUCCCUCUCUUCACCUGCUGCCGCCUUGCAGUGGAGACGGUUUCCCGCAUUGGCCGACGCAACCAGUAGUCGUUGAUAGUUCGGUUAUUUCUUUCCUCUUUGACGCCUCGCUACCUGCUGCCUCUGGCCCGGCUCUCUGGGGCUACCGCGUGAUUUGCCUCGCCCAGUACUGGACGUUGCCACCCGCACUGUUCUCACGGGAUGGAGAAGACAGGCGGAAACACUUUUCUAGGCAAGAAAGAACAAACAACGACGAAUGCUGCGAACAGCCGCAGCAGCCGACGCAGGGACUGCCAUCUUUCUUGGAGCUUCCUCCUCCCGGGUCGCAUCCAUCUGCUUCUUCUGUCUUGCGCCCAGCGACAGACGCGCCACUGGGUUCCUUCUCUAGGGUUGGCCACGACUCCGGCGAGGCACCAAUUCUAGGCAUUGGUCCUGGCCGCGCUCGUCCUACUGCGGCUGCAGCAAAUGAAGGCUUGAGCGGCAGAGACAUGGAGAUUGGGACCAGCCAAGGGUCCGCGUCGUCUUCAUCCUCUUCUUCCUCUGCUUCUGUCUCUUGUUCGUUUUCGUCGCCUUCCUCAGGUCCACUUCCUCAGCCUGAGCACUUUCGAAGGCAUAGCUGGAACGCGAGGCGACCCGCGUCUGCGUCCUCUCCCGCGUCUUCUCGUUCGUUUUCCCUGUCCCUCCGAGUUGCGGCCCCGGAGGAAGGACCCGCGGAAGAAUCGAGAGGACACUUCUCUGCCUCGCAGGCUCAAACGUCCGCACAACACCUGGAUCCUUCUCUUUCCUCUGUGUCCACAGUCUCUGCUUCUCCUGGUCUUCCGUCUGCCUCCACUCCUGGAGAAAGAAGUCAAGAGCCUUGUGUCGCGGCGAGGAACGGUGGUGGCCUGGAUCGCUUGCCUGGGUCGCCGGCCGCACAGCACGAGGCGUCAAACGGCACAGACUUGCCUCGUCCAACUCUUCUUCCGCCGUUGCUCGAAAUGCUGGUGGCUGGGAGUGCAUCUCUCGCUUCUGCCCUCGGGUCUCUUCUUCGAGGCCAGCCGGUCUCUGUCGAUGAGCACAAACACUUGGAAGUGCUUUAUUCGUGCGUCUUUGCUGGCGGGUUUGCCCGAGAAGCCCCACCGAAAGUCAAGCGAUUGACUCCGGAACCCGGGACGGCCUCUGAGGAAGCGAGACUCUCUUUCCUUGGUUAUUUCCUUGCACAGAAAAAAAGGCAGAGACCCAAGCACGGCCACCUGCUCGAGGGCCAAGAGCAGCCGAACGAGCAAACCAAUCAAAGGCAGGAGUCCGAAAGGGGGAAACAAGAGGGUAGGCGUUGCCGGAACCGAGCCUGGAGAGAAGGCGAAAGAUGGAAGGAUGACGGCUCGGGGCCUCGGAGACAACACAGAGUUGUGGUGACGGCAGGCGAGAGAAGGGAGACAGAUCUCGGAGAACGGCAACGGGGUAUUUCUGAGAAGAACCAACUGACUCCAGAGGAGCAAGAAGACGUGGAGGAAGGUCCAAUUCAAAACAGAGAAGGCGUAGAAAAAGAGGCCGAAAGUCCGGGCGCGGCGCUGCGCUGUGCGCCCAUGCUUGCGCCUGUCCCUGGCAGCCGAAGGGAGGUGGGAGAUCCAUCUUCCUACGCUGCUGAACGCUCUCCAGACUGUGAGGGAAAUCCGUUGUGGGGCGACGAAGAAGAGACGUCUCCGACAGCACCGACGACACGUGAUGGCUACAUGCUAUUUCCUACACCUCCAGGUUCUCCUCGACAAACGCCUGCAGGUUCGUCUCUCGCUCCAGCGUCGCUGACCCAUCGGGAGGCUUUCGAGAACUUUGGGAUUUCUUCCGGAGACUUCGAAGGCUGGGGAAAGCAGGUCCACAGCACUGCCUCGUUUGUUCCGGAUCCUGCCGCAGUACUCCCACACUAUGACGACCCAGAAAGAAGGCUGCCUCAGCGUGAAUCCCCUGUUCACGUUCGCGGGCAGCCAGGAGCGGAGGAAAACGGAAGGAACGGCAGUUCUUCUCCUCGCCCGAGACGGACCAGGAAGGAGAGAGGCGCUAACUUACUGGUCGCAGAGGAUCGGGCCCUUCCAGGCGAGAGCCGGCGAAUGAGGAGAAGGCGUCCAUUCGGAGCUGAAGCGACGGCGAAGACAGGAGAGGGAGUCGUCUCUAAAGAAGGAGACCUUCGGAGUGGACAGGAAGAUCCAGCGGGAUCGGACACGAAAACACAACCCGGGGAAAGGACUGGAUCAGAUGAACAAGCGAGUAAACGACAGUGUACCUCGCCAUUCCCUCCUCAGAAGUCCGGAUCUCCUUCCUCUUCGUCCUCUUCCUCAUCUUUCUCAUCUUCCUCAUCUUUCUCAUCUUCCUCACCUUUCUCAUCGUCCUCAUCUUCCUCUGGUUCUGUCGUGCAUUCAUUUUCCGUUUCUGCAUCGUCCCCGUCUCCUGCUCCUGCUCUUGCAACAGGACAGGCAUUCUUGCCUCACGUGCAGUCUUCGCCGUCUGCGUCAGGUACGCGUAUGGAGCCGAAUCAACCUCGAGGACAGGCUGUGGAUGCCGCCUUCCCUGCCACAGGUGUCUCCGCAACCUUGCGGGAGCUUCGGGCCCGAGGGCCAGAGGCGGUUCUCGCGCUGCUGUGGAAGAAUGAGGGCAUCGGCAGUCGGCUCGUCGAACUGUUGGACAGUGCAUCCCGGCGGGUGUCUGUGCCUCGCUUCUCCCCGAAGGGUGAUGGAGGGCGCGAGGGGGCAAAGGCGCCAACGGCGAUACAAGAGAGGUUCGGCGGCCCAGCGGUCGGCGGCUUCAGAGGCACUCACUCCUUGCUUUCUUCGUCAGCCGCUCUGGACAGGUUGGGCGGCGUCUACAUAGCUCAAGCUGUGCGGGCGUACGCCUGCUGCCUGAUUAAACACCUGUUCAUGGAAGGCACUGUCCUCGUCGUUUUGGAACAUCUCGUCGAGAAGUUUCCCGUGCUUUUUUGCGACGGAGCAAGUGGCGAGGAAGCAGGUCCGAGGCUGGCACACGUAGGUGCCUGCGACAUGUCGAGGGGAGAUGUAUGGCGCGGAGGCGAGACUGGAAAAAGCGAAGAAAUGCCGAGCCAGAGGGAGAGAGACGACAACAGGAAAAAACUCGAGAGGGAGAGAGAAGCGAAACAAGAGGCAUGCGCGUGGCUUCUCAGCUGGCGAGAGGCCGAACCCCUUCUGUACCUGUGGUGCGCGACGCGCCUUCUGAGGCACUGGGUGAUUGCAGAGAGACAGAAGAGCGUGUUCCAGCUGGACGCGCGUCGGAGAGAGAGAGACGAGGAAGCGAUGGAAGUGACGAAAGUGACGGAGGCGACGGAGAAGUCAGGAGCGAAGAACGCUCUUGAUAAGUCAGACUCGGCGCUCUCAUCUGCUGCUAGAGAAAGGCAGAUGCGGGCCGCGAAGAAGCAGGAAGCAGAGGACUUGGCGGAGCUUCAGGCCCUCAGCACCUACGAGUAUUGGGGAGCCGUCCUUCUCUCUCGAGCGUCGAUUCUCCUGCAACUUGUGCCUUUUUGUAAAUCCGAGAAAAGGUUCGGGCCACUGGCAUCCUGUCGGUGUGUCUUUGCUCCAGAAACGUUUUUUUCGCCAAUCUGCAGCGAAGAGCCGUCCGCCUUCUCUCUCUCAAUGUCAGCCCAGGGGCGGCCGGUUCCUGCCUGUGUUGCGACUGACGACGCUACAGGAAUCGAACGGCCAGGGCGCUUGGCAGUCCCCAGCCCUUCGGCCUUCUCUGUUUUUCCCGGUCGUCCGCUACCGGCCACACCCCCUUCGCCCCCGUCGGAGAGGCCUGGAGCCGGACUGUGGGGCUGCUACGAGCCCCAGGUUCUGUCAAACUCCCUGGCCCUUCUCGUUGCCGCGGAUGUGACCGCGCUUCGGGCAGCCGUGGCCACGAAGGAGAAAGAAGCAAAGCGAAAGGGAGAGGAGAGGCUGCUGAGAAAAGAUAGGAAAGAAAAGAAGCGAUCGGGGGGCGGGACAAAGAAACAGGACGGGUGGAAAUCUCAGUUUGGGCUCUGGAGGUCGCUCCAAAGAUGGCAGGUACUUCUGCGACUCACGACACUGGAAUUUGAUGAGGACGACAGCGAAGAGUGGCGAGACGACCGGAUCGUCCACAGCGUUCUCCACGGCAUCUCGGCCUUCUUUUUCCUGCGGCCAGGAGCGCCGUCGCCACUCAUCCGUCGAGGGACACCGGAAAGGGCGAGGCCGUUUGCGCCUCAAGGCGAAGGGCCCCCGCCGUCCGAAGAAACCGGAGGCAGUCUGUACCAUUAUCAAAGAGAGGGAAAUGGCUACGGCGCCUCGCUGACCUUUCCUCGUUUGCGGGAACGAAGGGAUUCUCCCCCAAGCCAGCACGCCCCAGGACGUCUGCUGCCGCGCCCCAGGUCUGAGGCCUCUCAGCUAGAGACGCGCGGGUCUACCUCCGAGUCCCUCGCUGUCGCCGUUGCCGCCAGUGGAGCCGCAGCGGCUGCCGAGGCAGCGCGAAUGUCUGGGCCUUGGGGGUGCCUCGCAGCGAGCAUUGCAGAGAAGGGAGGCGCCCGGGAGAUCAGCGGCAUGUUUCAGGUUCUGAAGGACCGAAGAAGACGCGCCAAGGCUCGGAUCCAGACGUUCGAUGUGAUUCACUCGAUUCUCAAGAGCAUCCACUUCCCCUUGACUAAAGCGUUCGCCCUCAGAGUCCUGCGAUCAAUGGGGAAUGAGCUGCCCACGCCUGGCCCCCUUCCGCUGUCCGUGCUGCUGCCUGCGGGUGGUGCGACGGCUCGCCGUGAAGCCGAGACAGCAAGGGCAGGGGACGUCGCUCCCGCGUUUCGGCAGGAUCAGCUUCCAGAGCCUGCAACCGGCGGACGUCCCCAGCGCAUAAACGUCCUCUGGCAGAGGCGCUUCGACUCCCCAGUGGAGGCCCCGCGGUUUCUGUUCUUCCGGUCGUACUCCUUUGAAGGCAGCGACGACGAAUCGGAAGGUCUCGUCAAUGCCAGAGUUGGACGCGAGGAAGAGUUCGCGCCCUGGGUUGAGGGGCAAGGAGGGACAGGGGAAGAAGAAGCACACGCGUACCCAGCGCUCGGACUCAAAGUCUGUUUUCGGAGAACCCAGCAUCGAUCGACCGACCUCCACUACGAAGAAGACCUAAGAGGCUGCGGUAUCCAACUGGAAAAGCAAGUGAAGCGCUCCUUCUACCGCACGAUGGCUCUUGUCUUAGCCUGCGCCACAGUGACGUCGGAAAGGCCUCCGGCCUCGCUUCUUCACACCAAGUUCUUCUUUUCGCCCGCUAACGGGCGCGGAGCACCGCGUCUCUCCAGGACGAGUUCGGACGGCAAAUGUGAGGCGACUAGAGGACAAUUCCAGGAGCGCGGCCCUCGAAGAUUCCUGCUUGGCGGCAACACCCAAAGUGGGCGUUUUCCCUCACACUCCGACACCAGUCGAGGUCCAGCAGAACAGGAAUUGCCAGCCGAGCCACACCCGCCUGGGGAACAGAGAGCGUGCAGUCGAGACGGAAUCGCAGAGAAACGCUGGGACAGGGCUCGACACGAGUCAAGUGCAAAAGCCGACGCAACAGAUGAGGAAAAACGAGCAGAGGGCGCCGCCUCUCAAACCCCUCCAUUACCGGCGAAAGGCGGUUUCAGACAGGACGCGGGGUGUCUUGCCUGGCCGCGGCCUCGCCCUCAGCCUGCGGCUGUGCUUUUCUCCCGCGAUUCCUACGGUGCCAGCACUACCAACCUUCUCUCGCUUUCUUCUUCCGCGUAUCCACUCCCGACGACUGCAGACGUUUCACUGAGUCAUCCGUCGUGGGGCCCGGCCGGCCUGUCUCUGGCAGCUGGAGACGAGGAGCUGUCUUAUCCUCAGUUCCUAGGCACGGGCGCAGCGCUGGAGAAAGUGCGAAGGCCUGCGGCGUGGGCAGGAAAGGCAGUUGCCUUUCCUGAAGGACACCAUGCACUCUGGCGCAGCCCAUACAGCCCCGAAUACGUUCAGGAGAUUUCUCGCUCUGUCCUCGGCGUUCUGGCAUGGCGUGAAGAAGACCAGGAUUCUCUCCUCGCCUUGGGGCUUGUCGACAGCGCCAUGCAUGCGCUGCUCCCCCAUCGGGCCCCUACGUCGCCUUGCCGCGUUGCGCAGGAGAGCGAAAAAGGAACGCACGGACGGCGAGCGACGCACGCAGAUCUUGCCAGCGGGGGACAGGGUUUGGUCGAAGCAGUGUCGGCUGUUCUCGGACCGGCGUGCGAAAGCCGAGCUGGAGACACGGACAGAGAUCAGAGAUUUGGAGAUACGAAAUGCCGUACAGAACCAAGCUGCUGCGAGACGGCACCAGGCGCCUACACGGGAAUUCUCCUCGUCGCGACGCUGUGUCUCAGAGCUUCGCUGGGAUGCGGGAACGCCAGAAUCCGGCUCGUGUGUCUGCGGUACUGCGCUGACCUCCUGCUGGUCUCGCUCCGCGAGCUCCGCCGACGGACAGUUGCCCGAGGCCCAGCUCGACGCCGCCGUGCCGGGAACUUCCACCGCGCUAGUGGAAGCCUGCAGCCCGCCAAUCCGAAGGCAGUCGAUCCGCCUCGCUGCCAUGUCCGAAAUGGAGCCUGCGACACCGGCGAGGAGCACGGAGAAAAAAACGCAUGUGAGAUCGCUGCUUCCCGCGCGUCUCCCUCCCGGCAGGUGUCGCCUCAUUCGGUCUGUGGAGUCCAUGGCGGUCUCGGAGAGGAAGGGGCUGUCCCUCUGGAACUGCGCGAGGCCCAGCGCUUCGUCCUCUGCUACCCAGCUGUCUCCGCGGGUCUCCAGCUGUGCUUCGGGGUCGGCACUUUCCGGCUUAGGCGCCAGGCUCUCCGCAUUCUGAGAAUUCUUCUGCCGCGCAUGCAGCCACACCAGGCGAGCCGCUAUUUCGGCGCGGCUUUUGCUCUGCCCAGCCCUUUUGUUUCCAGCGUUCUGAACUUCUGUCCUCUGCAGCACGCGGGUGGAACAGGCGACAUGGACGCUCGGGUGUGGAGUCCAACGACAGAGAGGAGCCUAGAAGCGGGAGUGGAGGAGCCCGCUAGGCCGGGAUGGCUAACAGAGAGAGACAUUAACGAGACCAUGCAUGAAGCUGCCGAGCAAACUGCCUCGAGACAAGAACCUGACGACACAGCCACGGAAGGCGCGGAAGGACAGGAGAGAGAGGAAGGAGACGGGAGGGAGAUGGAGGGCAAAGAACUGACGCCUCUCCGUAGAGCCAGCUCCGCGGAGGAUCGUUCCUUUAGCAGCAUCCGACGAAAGUACGUGGGGAAUGUCUCGCGUCUACACGAUCCAGGGUUGCCUGAGGAGGCGCAAACUCCGCCGUUUCCCAGUGCAGGCAUAUACCAUCCGCGACACCACCUUUCAUCGCCCUCAUGCUCGACUAUUCGAGUAGGUGAACCUGGGAAGGGCAUUUUCCAUCAGUGGCGCUCCACCAGUGGUGCAAGCACGCGCAGUAACUGGGGCAGUGAGGUGAGCCUCAGUGCCUUGACUUGGACUUGCGAAAGUGUCUCGCCUGGCGCCUUUGGAGACAGAACGAAAGAAACCAGUGAGCAGCUUGCCGUCGGCUUCGUCUCGCGGCUGCUCAGCUUCGUGGGGAACUGUCUCUCAGUCUGUCCGUUGCCCGCCGUGGCCGCAGCAGCAUGGCGCACCGGCCUGCCGGAGACGCCUGCAGCUCCGCCAGAGAGGCGAGGGGAACGGUGUGACUCAAACGAGAAAGCAGAGCAAGACGAUGAACCCAGACGGGAAGCAACAGGAGAGCGCGACGCCUCGAGAGCGGCUGCCGGGUGUGCGGGCAUCCUGGAAGACGUGCGGACAAGGCUUGAAGGAGACGUUCGAGAAGCGAAAGGCCAGCAGGCAACAUGGCGAGAAAGACAGAGUUAUCGGCCGUCCCUUCUUGUCUCGCCUCUCGUGCUCCCUCUUGGGGACAGCCGUGCAGGCCUCCCUCAGUUCGCGGCCCACCUCCGUGGCACAGUCAGCCACCAGCGCGCACUCUCACUUCAAGCUUGCGCCUUUCUGAGCGGCACGGCGUCCGAGUCUACCUCCGCUUCUUCUCCUUUUUCGUCAGCUUCUGUCCUGCCUGGCAUGCCACAGCCGCACUCGCUGGUGUCGUCGCCUGCUGCGAUGUCGCCGCCUUCCUCCUCUUCCCCCUUCACCGACGGAGCGGCAACUGAAGCGUGUCACUUCUGUGCAGGCGGGAGGAAAGAAGAAAGCCCAGUUCCCUCUGUCUCUGGCGGUAACACGAAGCGCAGCGAAGCAACGCCGCCACGUGGUGGGGGAAUCCUUGCGUCCUGUUCCGAGACCGAGUUCCGAGAAUCGCCGACAGCAGAGACGCUGGCCAGCUCCGCCAUGCUGGUGAUUUACAUUUUGCGAGCACUUCUCGCAAGCGCGCUUUGGGCGACGGCUGUGAGGACGCGUCUCCGUGAAGCUCUGCGAGUUGCAUGUGGCCUCGCAUCUGAAAGCGGAGCCUUGCUGAAGCCGUUCACAGAAGCCCAAGGCGACGGGCAGGAAGACGGCCAGGAUCCGCAAGAGCCAGUCCAACACGAGGAAGAGCGGACGGAGAUCGAUGCGCGAGAUAGAGACGAACUGGGCGAGAGAGACACCGAAUGGACAAAUGUCGCAGAACGGGAGGGACGAUUUCCGUUCCCUCUCAACCGUCCAGAAACUACACGCACCGUCCCGGAUAAGCGGCCAGGCGACCUCGCAAGUCGAUGGGUAGCCUCUGUCUCCGAGGCGCUCGGGGCGCUGGCUGUUUUGGCCGGCCAGAGCGGCGAGUUUCUUCGUGUGGGGUGUCUCCUUUCCCAGGGUCGGGAAGGCGCUGGGGUGGGGUUCGAGGGCGGAUUCGAAGCCAUACCCGCCUUCGACUCUGCGCCGUCGUCCGGGGCCCAUUCCGAUCCGUCGCUGAGAAGACUCUCUCCGUUCUCUCCCUUGGGGGUUGUCGUCCGCUAUGCGCCUCAUGAGGGACACGCACUAGCCAUCGUUCGAGAAGAUCAGCAGCUCGGACACCUCCACGCUCCCCUUCCUCCGAACAUGUCUCGCAGAGGUUUUGGAGCGAGCGGCGGAUCGUCUCGCGACGACUCCGAGCACGUGUCUGGAUGCCCACAGUUUGUCCAUCUGCAGUGUCUUGACACCGCCGCCUGGCAUCUCACAGCGGACACAACGUCAGCUCCCCACUUCGUCGAAAGUCUCCUGGCGGGGGAGGAAGACAACGAUCUCGCUCCUUGUUCGCGAAGAAGGCCAGAGGAGGAAGCACAACGCGCCGGCUCCUAUGCGACGCGGCACCAUUCUCUGGGGGUGCUUAAGGACCCGCCUGUGGCCCUUGUUUGUGGUACCCGAGACGGCGAGCCGGAUGCUUUCCCUGGCGACGCACUGGACCGCAGUCAAAAGACAUUGAAGCCGGAGCACGAAGAGACAGUCCACAGCCGCACACUGCACGCAGCGAGCGAAUGUCUCCUUGCAACAUCUGGGGGCGCUUUGGGGUUCGAGUCGCGGGCCCAAAAAGGGGCCGUCUUCGAAGACAACGAAACACGCGCCUCGAUGCAUGCCGCGAUUGUUCAGUUGGCGAAGGCUGCCGAAGCUGCGAUGGUGUUUGAGGAAAACGAACCAGAGGAGACCCUAUGGAUUCCCUCCACAUCAGACACGGAUGGCGACGCCCUUGGCGCUGCCGUUUCCGGCAUCUCGCGGGUGUCGCCUGUCUCCGGUUCCGAUCUCGUCGAAUCCCGCGCGCUGCUGACCCCUGAAAGAGCCGCAUCUCUUGUUCAGAGACAACUGCGAACUAUGAUGGUGUCGGCGCUCUGUGAGCUGUUGAGGAGUCCGCAGGUCGUGACGCUCCUCUUUCGGCGGCGCCUGCUCGUGCCGCUCCUUGACACACUCAGCCUGAGCCCUGUAGCCUCGAGGCGUGCAGCGGCCCGGACUGCCGGAAGUCUGAGCGAUCUGCAGCGGCGCGCUUUGAGGCUCCGCCGGAUCGUACGGGACAUGCUCCAAGGCACAAUCGGCGUGGAGACGCGCCUGCUGCUGAAGGAGACACAGGCGCUGGAGCUGGGCGGCAGUCCCUUCCGCCUCCUCCCGGUGCUUCUCCCGACCGCGUGGAGCCCAAAGUGCCCGCAGGCGGACGAGGAAGGAAGCGACGCGAUAAACGGAGGCAGGAUGCGUGCCCCCUUUCGCUUCGCGAACUGGGAUUGGCGGAGACUGUGCAAGGGCUUUCCUGAAGACUUGGGGGAGUCCGCAGAUUCUGGGAACCGCCGACAGGCCGGGUCAACACGUCGAGUCGCCUGCGAGGGCUGUCUGAGUGUCCAGGAGAUUCUUAGGCGCCACUGGAGAAAAGGCGCGAACGGCACAGCGACCGCCUUCCUUCACCAGGAGACGGCGCCUCGCGCAUCUCUGGAAAACGCCGAAACUACACAGGAAGAAGUCGAGCACCGACAGCACGGAGCGCCGAGCGCGCAAACAAACACGGAAGCGCCAGAGCACCUAUCUGGGGAAGGUAGGCCCAGCAGCCGGGCGGCUGCGGGUCGUUGUCUCCAAGGUCAAAACAUCCUGGCCGAGACGUCCCCGGAUCUCGGCUCGCAGCCUGAAGGUAUCCAGUGCCACGAGAGGCACGAGAGUGGCGAGGCUCCGGGACGCGCCUGGGAGGCGGACGCUGUGGAUCUUCUUCUGUAUGCCGAGCCCCUGAAUCCAGACACGCAUGUUCGCGACGAGGGGGCGAGUCCACACCCGGCUUUGGAAACAGAAGCGGAACGAGAGGACCCGGGCCUAGCCGCCCAUAGCUUGCAUCGCCGCCUGUCGUCCUCUUUCGCAGGCUGUCUCCACGCGGCCGACGUGUCCAUCGCUCAAGCGAACCGUGUGAUUCCGAAUUCCUUGCCAGCUUACUAUUUCGAGGUCUUCGUCGAGGCGUUCGCUGCGCUCCAUCCCGCCCCCCACACGCUCUGCGCGAGUGUUCCGCCGAAGCCGUCUGCCGGUGGAACCCCUGCGUCGUCGGAAGCCCUGUGCCACCAUCUCCAGAUAUCUGUGCCAGGGUGUCUUGUUCCGAACUCUCUCCGAGGGCGCGCGAAGGCAAUUAACGGCUGCUCCGGAAUGGCGGAGGCGCGAGGACAUGAAACAGCCUUUUUGUUGGAGGAUGUCCCGCCACGGGCACCGUGCUCAGGGAUGGCUGUAGGCCUCUUCCGCGAGGGCGUCGAGCUCAAGGGCAAGGCCGGAUGCCAUGGAAGCUUUGCGUAUUGCAGCUGCGGGGUUCUCUAUCACUCCGCAACGGCCGCUCAGGAACCUGUCGGGUUUUCGGCCCCCUUCGGCGCGGGCGACACGGUUGGAAUGCGCUGGGAUCUGAAGCGGUCUUCUCUGUCGCUCUUUAAGAACGGCAAGUCACUCCGAGUCUUUCCCCUUCCGCUGCGUGGACCUCGUCUAGCGGGAGGCACGCCCGAUGCUGAUUUGCCGCCGUCGGUUUUGUCUCCCCCUUGCGCGUCCUCAACCGCUGUAGCGCCUCCGGCUGGCGCACCCUCACCGAGCUGGGAAGUCCGCAUGGGCAACACGGCGGUGUCGCUUGGAGGCCGCCCUGCCCCGCGCCCGUCGUGUCGUUCCCCGGUAUCGCCUGCCUCACCACGAGGUUUGCCGAAGGAGACGCAGAUCGCUGAGGUGCCCUUCUACCUCGAUUCUGGGUCCCCUCGAUCUACCUCGACAGGCGCCGCUUCGUCGACAUUUCCUUUGUCCUCUGGCUCUACGGAUGGGUCCUGCCACAGCACGCGACACGACGAAUCACACACGUCCGCCUGCGCUGGGACGAUCUCAGCCCCAAACAGCGUGGCCUUUCACGGCGUUCGCGGGCGUUUCCGCCCGGUGGUGUGGGGGUUCGGAUGCUCCGCGUGUCUCCUGAAGGCGAACUUUGGAGCCGAGCCUUUCGUCUUUCCCUUUGAGAGAAGCUUGGAGACCGAGGACACGCAGCAACUUCCCGAGGGAUCUCUGGCGAUCGCCAGGCCUGCGAGCACAGCGGGCGCUUGGCAGGUGAGGGACACGUCUCGUGUUGGAGGUCCGGGCCUUCGCACGGGCAGCCUGGCAAUGCGCAGGCGCGGGGACGAACCUGCGACGGGCCCUAAAGGCCCAGUUCGUUCUGGCGAUAGACCAGGAAGAAAUGGAGACGCACCGGCCGUUCGCCGACAGGACAGCAGCCGCCAACCGACGCCGGAAGUGUCUCCGUCCACCGCUGCCGUGGCAGCCUCAGGCGCCCGCCACAAUAGGCGCUCCUCUUCUUCGACGUCUUCGUCUGCGAGGCCUCUUCUGCUCCGCGAGGAGGAUCUGCAGCGUCGGACUGUGGCUGAAGAUCUCCAUGAGAUCAUGGGCGGCGGCGUGUUCCCGCUCUCGCUCUGCGUCCAGGCACUGGAGAGGACAAGGGACGAUUUGCAGGCGGCGGCCGAGUGGCUUCUGGAGCACGGACUGGACGAACUGGAGAAGCUGCAAGACCAGUUUCUUAGGGAAGCGGAGGCAGAAGAGCUCCAACGUCAAGUCGAUCUGAAUGCUGCUGCGGAGGACAAGGAGAGCGACGCAGCCGAGCCCCUGACGGAAGACAAAAUUACCCGGCUGGCUGCCUCCAGCGAAUCCUACACGAGAAGGGAGGAAGAUCGCGAACAGGAGGCGCCGAGCGUGAGCGGGACCCUCGCCGGGGCGUGCGACCAUGAAGACGGAGACGGGCCCCGCACAGACUUUGCUGGCGAAACUCCCGGAGGGCGGAGACAGGUGGAACGCCGGGACGGAGAGCCGACCACUGCUGAGGCAAGGCGACGCCGGGGAACAGAGCAGAACGAUAUGGGAACAACUCCUGUCCGCAAUCGGCAAGCAGGGGCAACCGAACGCGCAGGAGGGACAGCUGAAACGACGAGUCAGCACACAGAAGAGACAGAGAGUGAACAAGAGGACGGACGUGGCAAAUGGCUAAGUCCUGAAGCCGAAGCGUCACUGGGCAUCCACGGUCGGAGCCGAAAGAAGAAACAGCACUUCCGCGCUAAUCCAGAGCUCGCUGAGGGCCUCGAGAGCCUCGCUCUACAGUUGCGAGGCCAGCCAUACGACUACCUCCGCCAUCUUGCAUGCGUGUGCGCCGCCUCGUCCCCGUUUAUCCGCCCAACCCCCGAUGAAAUCAGCUACGGCCUGUUCCGCCGGAUGUCCACCGGCCCGUUAGCGGCCCUGUUUCGCCUCCCCGCCCCCCGAGCACAGCCAGUAUCUUCGCUGUCGUGUUCACCUGCUGGCUUACCCCCAGUUUUUCCUCUCUGUGCGGAGACACCGGAGGACGAAGCGUCCCGGUCCCUGAUGGCCAAUGCCUUCUGGUUCGAUGACAUGCUCACGCGUGCCUUUGGAAAGGGAAGAGCGAAUUUGUGGGGCAGCCACGCGGGGCCCGCUCAGGCUCCAUCAGGUGUACAUACACCCGGGGCACUUCUGCCGCCGGGGUCCUACACGGUGUUCUCGCGACGCGUGGGGUCCGAUGCACUUACAACCGCCUCGUCUGGUGGUACUUUGCAAUCUACGUAUCGAGGCUUUCUUGGCUCUGCGAUGUCAGCGCCAGCGGGCGGAACGAGUCGAGGCUUCUCCGCUUCCUCCACGCCUACCUCGACGUUUGGGGAAAGCCGACAGACGGAGACGGGGAGAUGCGUCCUGCCAGUUUCCGCUGACGAGGUCCACGUUGGGAUGCUCCUCCAGAUUCAUCCGGAUGCCGCCAGCGUUGCCUGUGACGUCGCCUUGCUGGUGCGAGGCGACGGCAGAGAGGAGACGGAGCCGAGUGAGCGACGAGAUAAAAGAGAGAGGGGCGAGGAGGCGCAGAGAUACCGAGGGAGGCAGCCAGGAGGCGCCACAGCAGCCGUCGAGAAGGCAAGAACUGAGAGGGACGCCUGGGCGUCUUUGCCACUGUGCCCGGAGGCUGAGGGGCGUCCGAGGCUGCCUCCGAUUCAAAACAUCUUCGACCCCCGAAAACUGCAACACCUCGCUGGUCGCUGUGGCGCCGUUUGGGAGAUCGAGUGGCUAGAGGCUGCGGACGGAAGCUCCGACGAGGAGGAGCCUGAAAGCUCGCAUCUUCAGGGGUUCUCGCACAGAGUUGGUCCGAGCCGUGAGCGGCUUGAUGGCGACCGUUUCUUGGAGGGGUCUCAAUCCCAGCCCGACGGCAAUGGAGACGCAGCCUUUGCCUUUUGUUCCCCGCGGCCUUCGUUUUCCGACAACGGACGCAUGCGCCCCUCUCAGCAGCUCUUCUGCUCAGCCAGCAUAUCGGCGCAUGCCAAUGCCGAGCCGGCGUCAGCCCCUCAGCCUCCAACGUCUUUUCCCUCCGCUGCACCUUCGGUUUCCUCGUGUUCCUGCGCUCCACGUUCGGCGAAUGGUGCCUCGUCCGGGGCUGCUCUGCCCGCUCGCCCCGUGGCGUUUUUGGCUCCACGGCCGUUGCUGGCUCUGGAGCAAGAAGUCGAGAUAGCCGCAGAGAGUCGGAGGCGAAGGCGCGACGAGCGAUCGCUAGGAGAGAGACUGCGGAGUAGAGGCGAGAGUCCUGGCAAGAAUGAGGUGGCUUCUGCAGGGGUCCUGGCGGUUGUGCUCGAACUCUGGGACCCUGAUCUCCUUCCUCACUUUCAUCGCCGUCUCGUUCGUGUGCCGUUGUCCAUUUGCUGUCGUCCCGUUUUCUCUCCGCAGGUGGCCUGGGGGGAAGAGGAGACAGAAGCGCUGCUUGGCGCGACCCCACGCGAGUUGUGGGCGUGCAACGGGACUGCAGCCUGGACGGCGGAGUUUCUGGAAAAAGUUCUAGGCCUCCUCAGGGAAACGGAGAGAGCUGUCGCCGUCCUCCAGAUGCGCCACACGGUGCUCCGCAUGCUGCAGAGCGUCGAGCUACAGGAGAUGUCCCUCGCAGACCUCCGAUCCAUCGAGCGCUUCAUGUCUCUCGUCAAGCUGUCUUUCUGCGAGUUGGGCCUGCCCGUCUCGCCCGCUCCUGGUGCUGUCUCCACCACCUCGCUCGUCGGGACUGCGGUUCGGGCCUGGAGACAGGCAGUGUCUCCGUUUAGCCUUCCGGCUUCGUCGCCCUUCUUCUUCGGCCCCAGCGCUGCAAACUGCAACGAGGAGGGCCACGCGAGGAAUGGGCCAGGCGAAGAACGAGACCGCGAGGAGUGUCUCUGUCCCCUGGACGGCGAGACACCAGGGGCAACGCGGCCUCCCCCAGAGACGUCCUUUUCUUCCACACUUUCGGCGUCGCGCUACCCCACUCACGCUCCUCCCCGCUCUGGCAGUUCCCCCUCCGCCGCCUUCCUCGAGUUCUUCUCGAGCCCUGAUUUCUUCUCGUCCCUCGGGUUCGUCUCUCACACCGCCCCGUCCCGUGUCGGCGGCCUGUUGGCCUCCCCGGCGGCCGCUGCUUCGCUGUGCGUCUCCUUUUCCUCUCCGGGCCUGAAGUCCCUUUUGGAAGCGUCAGAGUCCCCGGCGCUUCAACAACUUCCACGCGGGCACACGCAACACCUGCUGAGCCUCCUGCAAGUCCUGGCACGUUUUCUGCUUUCAUCAGAUGCCUCAGGCUCCUCACUCCUGUCGUACAUCGCGCAAGAGGCGGAGACCCACCUCCACGCGUCGCUCGCAUUUCGCCUACCCGUCGCGGUGGUGGAGUCGCCGCACCCGAUUGGCAGCGAAGGCCUCUUCAGUGCCCAAAUGUCGGCAUCGCUCGGGAAGCUGGAGCUGUCGCAUGCGGUCACCCUCGGCCCCGAGUGCAAGAAGUUGAUUGCGAUUUUUGACCCGCGCUCAGACAUCGGGGACGAAGACACCCGGUACACGUCAACGCUCGCAAUGUAUCGAGACGAGCACCUCGACCGAGAGAUUUUCUCGUGCCGCUCAGACGACGCCGCCUCACGGCGUCCAGCAGCCAAGCGUCUCGCGGGCCGGAUUCUGGUCCUCGACGCGCCACGAGUCUGGAUUCGAUUCACCGUGUCAGCCUCGCCUACCGCUUCAGCUUCGGCGACUGACAUCCCCCACCGGUGGGGCUACCGCAUUCUCUUCCUUCCACUGCUGCUUUCCCUCUCGGACGAGCACGCCGUCCAGAGGCACAAUCCACAACUUGCGGCCGAGCUCUGUCUCCUGACGGCUCUGGCGGCGCCGGCGGAAGCUCAGACGACUCUCCUGGCGCCGCUGCUGGAAACGCUGCUGUCUCACUGCUUCUCUCCAACAACCUUGCGGAGUGCUUCCUCCUUGUUCGGCGAGCUCCUCGCGAUCGCCCAUCCGUUUCCCCUUUCGCGAUCCUCGUACUCGCCCCUUGCUCGCCACUUCCCGCCGCAUGCAAUCGACCGCGCGGCCGUCCGCCUUCAGACCCAGGCCGCUUCUCGGCGGAGUCCGCCCCGGGCGCAAGGCCGCCAUGGGGCGCAUGCGGAGCCUCUGACGGGCUGCCGACGGAGACCCAGCGCGAACCGUCGUUUCGGAAAUCCACGCACCUCGACAGACACACGAGAAGAAGCGACAGAAGGAGAAUGUGUUCCGGUGUCGGGGAAAAGCAAACGUUCGCGGGCGCCGUGCGGGAGAGCUGGAGACUCGGGGGAGUCCAGCGAGGGCGACAAGGGCGGUGCCUCGUUUUCUAGACGAAUGGCUAGCAAGACGGAAAUAUCCCUUGAACGCAACCACGUCUCGCUCGGCUCCGUGGCGCCAACGUGUUGGUCACCUUGCGGCGGUUCGCUUGGACCUCGUUUGUCGCCUUUGUGCGCCUCCCUGUUGCUCGCCCUGCGCCUGCAAGCAUGCGACAUCUUCGGUCGCCUCUUCCACGCAAUGGAGUGGUGCACGGCUGCAGGAGUAACGGGAAGCAGUAAGCUGAUUUCCGGCAUGGCACUGCUGGCUGCGGCGGGCCGUCGCGGGGACGGAAGUGAACCUGGCGGCAGGCGGCCCCCCUCUGCGUCUUCCUUUGGUUCGGCAGCGCCGCUUUCCUCUGCAGAAUCAGUUGCUUCUCGCUCCUUCUCUCCGGCCUUUCCGGGGCUCGCCAACGCUACGUCGCCUGCGACAGCUGCGGCCGCGGUUGCCGCCUCUCCCCCCUUGCUUUCGUCUUCCUGCGCGCCAUCCUGGUCGCCAGAGUGCCCCCACGAGGCCCUGAGGACCGUCGUUGACUUGCUCUGCGUUGCGCAUGACUUUGUGUUCACCAAAUCCCUACUUGAUUCCUGGGCAGCAUGCAAGCAAGUCCAGCGGGAAGGCGCACCGCUGCGAGGAGCGGCUGAAGCCAGUCGAGAUGGAGGUGUAAAGCGUAAAGAGGCAACGAUGGAAGCCACGGAGAAAGACCCCAAUGGAGGAGCGAAGACACGCCAGGAAAGAGCCGAACCAGCGCACAGUAGCAGCGGAGCUGCCGGGGAGGGGCUGUCGUCAGUGUCGAGAGACACAGACGGGGAGAGCGACUCGGAGCACUUUCCACCUGUCUCCGCGUUUGAUUAUCUUACUGCGUUGAGAUUUGACCGCCGCACUCAAACCUUGACGCACCACCCCAGCAGUCUCCUUUCGAGGUUGAGGCAUGCACGUUUGCGCCCCUCGUCGCCGGGCUGGUAUUUGCGGCUCUCUCGGUCCUCGGCGGACGCCCGAGAGCCUCAAUCAGAGCGCGCUGCGCCGGCGCCGCACGCCUCGCUCCCGCCCUCGCUUCUCGCCUUGGCUGCGUCGUUUUCCACACCUCUCCUUCCCGAGCGACCGGUCUUUUCGAUUGCUUACCUCUCGCCUCGUUCCGCGUCGGCGGCUCCUCUCUGGCUCCUGCCCUUCUGCGUGAAAACCGCCCCCCCUCCCACGUUUCUUGCACCGGUACGGAGCCCUCAGUGGGAGCGCGGCCACUUGCCUUCCCCCUCUGGCGCCUCCCCAGCAGGCGCCGCGUCUCCGCAGCCGCUGUCUGGGGCAUGGACGACGCUUCAGAAAGACCUUGUGUUUGCGGGGGACCCAGCAUUUCCGCCGACUCUCGGCUCGCCUCCAUGGAUUCCGCGCCCCGGAGACUUCAGCCGACGAGAAGCCGGAGCCUGCGGUUCCACCGCCUCUUCUCCCUCUUCGAACCGUUCUUCGCUCGCCUCGUCUUCCCUGCCUUUUCGCGCCUACGACACGGAAACGCCGGGAGUCCCGGGAAGUGGCGAUCCAGAGCCUUGUCCUUCUCCCGCUUGUCGAGCCUCUUCUCACGAUGCCCUGGCAUUGCCUCUCGCCGGCGAAGCCUCACGCGAGUCUCUGGAUUCGGCGCCUGUGUCACUCCCUUUUCUCCUCAACUUGUGUCGCCUAGAGUUGAGGGUGGAACGCGCCUGUUUAGGGGAAGUCGACGUCACCUUUGCGCUCCAGGGAUUCGUGUUUUUGUUGGGAAAUGUGUGCCUGCAUCUUCCAGCAGACCGCUCGCUCUGGCUGCCUCUGCUCCGCAAGGGGUACAAAGCUCAGGCGCGCCGAGUCGCGUGGGAAGUCGGCGGGUUGCGAGCAGACGGGCACGCGCAUCGCGAGGGCCGAGUGACGCUUCUGUGGGGCAGCGAGAACAAAGCUCAAGUCAGCAGGGACAAGGCAACGCCAGGAGACAGCAAUUUGGUUCCGUCGUGGGACGCGUUGAAACGAAACCUGACAGAGAAGAGCGACGCUACGGCGCCUGUUGCUGCCCUCUACGGCGGCAGAUUGAGCAUCGCUUACCAGAUCGUUCGCGCAUGCACCGAAGAAGAUUUAGGCGUGGAGUUUGUCCAGAUUCCUCCCGCGUCGACUGUUUUUCUGACGGCAUUUCCUGCUUUCUGGCUUUCCAGGGUGUUCCUGGUCUGGGACAUCAUGCGGCUUUUUUGCCUCGCGCGUCUGGCAGAGGUAGGAGCGGAGAAGAGAGCGAGAGAGAAGACAGCAGCGGACAGGAGACAGAGGACCCGAAAACGUGUUGAGGAAGAUCGCGCAAGUGCGGAGGCGUGCUCGAAGAAUCUUGGCAGUGCUGCGGAGGCAGACCAAGCAGGAGAGUGGCCUCAGAAAGAGGAGGGAGGCAGUGAAGAGAAGGACAGUGGAGACAAUCUGGAGACAAGUCGAGAGAAGACGAAGGGAGCGUUCAGCGGAGCGGACUGGGACACACAGGGGGCGUGUCGCGAGAGGCAGAAUCCAGUGGCCGAUGGUGCGAACGCCGGAGAGCCGUAUGGAGACGUGAAAAGCGACGAAACGCAACACGACCGGGGAGAGCCUAGAGACGACCCUGACCAAGCAGGCGAGGGGACGGAUGACGCAGCCGAGGCUUCUCAGAAACGGUUGGACGUCAAUCAACGGAGGGUUUGCGAACAGGAUUCCCCAGCACUUGCCUCAGACCUGGUUGACUAUGUCUUCCAGUCUCUCUCUGUCCUGCCUCUGCAGCCGUCCCGCCCUCGUUUGAAAGCUGGUCCACACCACGGUCUGGGCGUUGCGGCAAGUGGCGAUUCUCCCACAGGCACAUCGGGCGCAUUUGGUGGUGACCUCAAUGCUGACCAGCGGAGAGACAGCAGCCAGGCGCGGCCGCCCUCUCACUUCUCUGUCACGGGUUCCGCGUGCUCCUCGGUGGGAAACUUGGCGGAUGACAACUCCGCGUUUUUUCAUCGAAGCCUCCAAGGCAUCCGCGAGUUGCUUCUCCGGAGUGUCGUCGAAGCGGCGAUCCGCGAUCACUACUGGCCCGUGUUUCCGGGACGCGUCGACCUCUGUCGCCCUUCGGAGUCAGCGUUUGUCAAGGGCAGUCGAUUUUCUCCGUCGCCAGAUGCGACAAGGGAGAGAGAGGCCGCCGCUCCCCCGACUGGGGAGCGCAGAGCCAGCAGACGAGCCGCCUCGCCCGUCGGCGCUUCUGUUCAGUUCUCAUGCGCUCCGUCUUCUUGGUCUCUGCCUCCAUCUCUCCGUUCGCCACGCGUUUCUCCUGCUCCCUCGUCCAUAACCUCUCCUGCUUUGCCUUCGUCGCCUCCUCUCACUGCUGGCGCGGGAAGUGCAUCGGACGGGCACGGCGGCAGGCGACGGCGAAGUUGGGGCCUGGCAGAGAGUCUCCGUGGUCCGGCUAGCGACGGGCUUUCGACUGGGGCUCUUGCGUCACCGCGGUCCCACAGCGCAUCCAGAGAUCUGAUGAGAGACCAGAGUCGGGAGGCAUGUCUGGGACAAUGCGCAUCUUGCAGUGCUGGGCGUGCAGCAGCACAGAGCCCACCCCAGGAGAGACUCUCGGGGGAGUUUCUCGACGAUUCGCGCUACGAGACCUCGCAAGGAAGCGGCAUGGUGUCAUCGCAGAGUGGAGAACCAGUCGCUGGUUUGGCGGGUGGCUCUGGCCCUUCUGCCUGUUUGCGCGAGACAGAUACAGCGACAGAAGGGGAGACAGAAGACGCGACAGAGACGCGUGACGCUUUAAGAGGAGUGGGGAGCAGGACGGGACUACGGGGGCCAUGGUUUGGAGGCGGGGAACAACCCGGCAUACGGGACACCGGGCUGAUGUCCACCGGAACCCGCACUCCACCAUCUCGGCGUUCGGCUUCUCUGUCGCCUUCGUCCUUGCAUUCGUCUGCUCCGGCUUCCCAGCGUGCGGGCUGGGGUUCUGCGCCUGCGUCUCCACAUCGGUGUAGGCUGCCCCUGACAGUCCCCGCGUGCGUGUCUGCCUCGCUGGAUGUCCGCGCGCCUUGCUCCUUCACGUUCUGGCUUUUUGACGACGGCGAGCCAGAGGCAGAAGAGGCUGCCAAGCCCUACGGGGUCUGGGGGAAGCAGGAGACGGACGGAGACCGAGAAAGCCCGGCUGCGCACGAAGAACAGGAGUCUCGACAAGCUGGGCCUCGGCGAAUUCCCCGACUUUCGUCCGUUGGAGAGACCUCUUCUGUCGGUCCGUCUUCGUCCCAGGCUUCGUCUUCCGCCUCGGAGACUCUCCCCCUCUCUGCGCCCCCGCUGCUCUCUCCAGAACGGGGUGAACGCGACGGCAACACACCAUUUCCUCCAAGGCAGCCUCAGGGUAACCCGCCGCUCUUGUCGUGUCAGGAUCCUAUGCUGCGACCGCCUCCUUGUCGUCCCGUGUCCCUGCCGCACCCCCUCCCCGCCGCGUCUUUUCAGGUUCCGUCUUCCUUCCCGGAAACUGCGGCAGGCAGCCAGACAGGCGAGCAGGACUUGCAACGCGGCGGCGUUCGAGAAUCCCGUCGACCUCGAGGUGAAGCCCUGAACUGGCGCGAGCGUCGCCCCGAUCUCCACGCAGAUGCGGGCCUUCAAUCAUCUCAAGAGAGAGCAGGUGUUGAGCAGAGCUCAGACGGAAGACCGGAACGCGAACCAGAGUCGCUUCCUCCACUUUUGCCGUCACCAGCGUGGCACGGGUCCGUUUCAACUGCAAAUCUCCGUUGGCCUCGAAACCCGUCGGCAGGUCUUGGCGCGUCUCAGCGUUCGUCCGUGUCGAGUUCUCCCGCGCUCUCUUCUCGCCCGCUCCCUUCACACUUCCAUCCCCAAGCGUCCCCUCCUCUGCGUUCCUCCACUUUGUCUCCUCCAGAGUCGGCCUCCCCGGGCCGCCCCACAUCGCCCCUCUCUGAACCACUCUCGAGUCAGACGCGCCCCCGCUUGCCUGCGCCGUCCCCUCCCCCGCCCGUUGCUGCUUCGCCAGAUUCCCCCCCUCGCCCCUCUCGCUCCCCGCCGCCUUCUUGGGUGGAGUCUCCGUCGCCUCUGCCUUCGCUCCUGCCUGCGUCUGCCGUAGGGCUCGUGGCUGACAAACCUAGCUCGAGUGCGCCUGGGACAUGCGCGCCUCCGCCGCGGCCCUGGCGACUCGUGUGUAUGCGUGGGUAUCCGCUGUCGACUUCCGAGAGCCUGCGCGUGUUUCUCUCGCCGUCGAAUCUGGUAGUUGCGGAGCUGUGCAUGCCGCACCAAACGACGACGUUCACCGACUACGAGACUCUGCACGUUUCCUUGUCGUCGAAGACCCCGGUCAAGACGCGCGUGUGGACACACGUCGCCAUCACGCUGGGGCUUCCUCCCACCUCAAUCCGCCUGUUCCUUGACGGCAAGGAAGUGGCGAAACGGGAGGUCACCGGGCGUUGCUCUCUGUGCUACGGCCCUCUGCCGUUCUGGCUGCCGCCGCUCUCCAGCAUUCGAACUGCCGACGGGCUCCUCGACGCGGAGGAGAAAGACGACGCGAGUCGAGGGCGAGAACAGGGAGACAGCGGGGAAGAAGCGGAGGGGAGGGAGGCGCAGGGACAAUCCGGACGGGGACGCGACGAGGAAGUGCAGGACCGGCGGCGAGGUUUCGCCGCCGGCUCCAAUGCGCUUCACCCCAGGCGACGAAGGACAGGCCUGCAUCCGCGGUGGCAAGUGCCCCAGAGGCGCGCGCGGGUGGUUUCCGAGCCGCGCCCCGAAGACGACGACGAGACAGAAGAGGGCGACGCCCUCGGCGAAGUAGGAGUGAAGUGUCGAGGGAUAGGCAUGCGCGGCUGCCUCGCUGACUUCCGAGUGUACUUCCGAGAGAUGAAGCAUCACGAGGUGAGCCGACUUGUGAAACACACCGACUCGCACUUCGAGAAAGAGUUCGUCGACAUCCUCGACCGCCGAAGCCACGCGGUUUUCAAAACCUCCGCAGAGACGCCGCCCGGAACUCGCAACGCCGAUGACGACAUCACAUGCGCGACGGUGCUAAGGAACGUCGACAGGUCCCACAUCGAAGACUCUUCUCGGGCCGCCGCUUCGCCCGAGGCUUCCCUAAUGCGUGGCGAGUCAAGCCCGGACGACGUGCAUCCUGAGGCAGAACGACUGAGACACGGCCGCAACCUGCCUCUCCUGGCAUCUCCCCUCGCCACGGUCUCUCCGCCGCAGCAUUCCUCGUCUGCCCAUGGACCUUCAUCCUCAGUGCAAACCGUCUCUUCUCUUGUCUCUUCCUCCUCUUCGGCCGUCGCGUCUUGGUCGAUCCCCGCAUGUCCUCCAUCAGCGUCCACGGUUUCUCUUCCUUCUGCCACAGAUUCGAGCUCUGCUUCGUCUGCCGCGUCCUUCCUCUCGCCGUCGCCCUCCGCUGGUGCGUCGGCCGGUACCUCUCGGCCUCUCCGGCCCCGCACGCCGACCGGCAGCGCAAGGGCAGACGCAAGUGGAGCAGCGCUCGAACGUGCAGAAAACGAGUCGCGUUUCGAAGCGCCCGAACCCAGCACCGUUCCGUACCAGCCGUACGUUUCCUUGAUCUCCCACGUCCGAGCGAGAGACGCAGCAAGCGGGGCGGAGGUAGCCGACCUCGAGGCCGGAGUCAUAGGCAUCGUUGCGCGACGCUUGUGGACGACUUCAGGCGUCUCAGCCGCGAGAAGGGAUUGGGCACAGACGGGCCAGCCUGGAGCCCCAGGGCCCGGCGUUGAGGACACGUCUCCGUCUUGGAGACGCGAGCGGAGCUGGGCGCUCUGGGAGAGUCUCCGCGUCCCUGUCGGCGUCGAUCCGCGCCUUGUGGCGUGGGUGAGGCGAUCCUCGGAGGCGCACAAGGCCUGCAAGGAAGCAAACCCGGGGAGAGACACCCGACGGUUCCCACAGGCUGGAGACGACGAAGGCGAGGCUGCAGUUGAGGUGGAGGGCGCGCUCCCCGUGUCACGAGAGGCAGAAGCGCCGACUGGGAGCAACGUGCGGGGGGAGACGAAAAGCUGUCCAGAGCCUCUGGAAGAAACGGCCGAUGCUCCUCCUUCGUUCUUUGCCUCGUCCUCUUCGCACAGCGGCAUUUCCGCGUGGCCGUCGUCUCAGCUCCCAGGGGGUGUCUGUGUGUGUUUGGCGUCCUGUGCCACUGUGUCGUCUCUCUGCCAUUCGCACGAGGCCGCUGGUCGCGCCACCAACGCAGCUGGGUCAGACCUGCAGGAGCCUUACUUGCCCAGACGGCACCGGAGGCAUGCGCGAGACUCGCCGAUGGACCCUCUCGAGGCCGGCAAGCAGGAGUGGCAGCUGACGUUUCCGAGCGCCCGAUGGAUCCUCAAUGAACGUGUCUGGGCUGGCAUUGUUGCGUGUGUGAACAGUCAGCUGAGUGACCCCGAGAGUUCGUUUCAGCCUUCGUCUUCUCCGCCGACUUCUCCAGUAUUCGCGUCUGCCCCCGGGCGCCCCUCGUCGUCCCGCGGUGAAGAGACCGGCUUUUCCUCAGCGUCGUUUGGGCCUUCUCGGCAGUCGGAUUUUGGCGAUCUGGAUCGAAUACAAGUUUUUCGACAGUCGUUUCCACUCGCACGCGUCGAGCAGCAUGCAGGCGUCCUGUACGAGCUCGUGGUGGCCGCCGACCGCUCGCGGAGGCGCAGGGCGGGAUCGCGAGUGCAAGGCGCCGGCGGCGAAGGUCGGGAAGGUUUCGAGUUCGAUCAGAUUUUCCUCGAACCGGCGCUUCACUUUUGCCGGGCUUGGCUGCAGCAUCUGCAGUCUAUCCUUCACUGCGUCGCCGUCUUCGCGCCAUGGUCUUCAGCGUUCGGAGUUCUCCUCUCCAACUUCCGGUGGCUCCUCCCUCACACUCUGAAGCAAUGGCUCUUCCAUCUCUCGCUGUCCAUGACAGAAGACGCCGCAGCGGAUGGCCGCAUUCGCGUGGUAAUAAAUCGCGCAAAGGCUCUGAAGGCUACUGAAGGGAUGACGCCGCCUCUUCACGGGCAUUUGUCUGGUUCUGGGUCUCCUUCCCGGGCUGUUUCUUCUUCUCGCCUUCUCUCUGGAGGCAGCCGGGACCCCGCGUCUCGCACCUCGUGUCUCCGGCGCGGCCGCGGGCAGGAGGAGACACGCGGGCCUGACUGCGGGGAAAGAGGCCUUCACGCGAACGCAGGCCGCCCCACGAACGCUCAGGGGAUAGGCGGGUUGAGCAGCGUCUUUGGGCAACUGUACAGCCAGCUCAGCGCGGUGUCGCCUAAGCGGCUGCGGUCUCACGGGCGCGCCUGGUACGUCCUGUACGAGGGCGAAGGCGGAAUCGACGCAGGCGGACUGUUCCGAGAUUCGAUUACCCACAUCGCCCAAGAACUCCAGUCGCCAUACAGCCCUCUGUUCAUGCCGUGCCCCAACAGCCGAGGCUUCGGCGAUAACCAGGAUCGGUGGGUGCCGUCUCCUCGGUGUGUGUCCGCAUCCCACCUCUCCAUGUAUCACUUUCUCGGCCGGCUCAUGGGCGUGGCAGUCCGUGGGCAUUUGUGCCUCGACCUGGACCUGCCGGCGACGCUCUGGAAGCCCGUGGUCGGCUUGGACGUCGGCGCGCAAGAUCUGGAGGCAGUCGACACCCUUUGCGUCCAAAUCUUGCAGAAACCGUCGCUCUCCAGUCCGUUUACUUCUUCUCAGGUUUGUAAGCUGCGCAGCUCGCAGGUGUCCCCUGAGGCGUUUCCCGAGGAGUACCCCCUGUGCUGGCACACCACCUUGUCUGACGGCUGCAUUGUGGAACUUCGGUCCGGAGGCAAAGACCUCUGCGUUCAGUGGGAAGACAGGGCAGACUACGCGCGACGAACCGUGGCCUGCCGCCUGGAGGAAACCAGCGAACAGGUGGCUGCGAUUCGGCGAGGAAUAGGCGAAGUCAUUCCCCUCCAAUUUGUGAAUCUUCUUUGUCCCUCGGAGAUGGAGCGACUCGUCUGUGGGACGUCGGAAGUCGAUCUCGAGGUCCUCAAGGCCCAUACGCGCUACACAGGUUUCCAGCCGACGGACCCCGUCAUCGUUUGGUUCUGGGAAGUCCUCUUCUCCUUCUCGACUCGAGAACGCCAGAAAUUCCUGAGAUUCGUCUGGGGCCGGUCGCGCCUGCCUCCCGCCAGCGCCGCCUGGGAACAGGACAUGGAAGUCGCGUGCAAACACGUCGUCGGGCGGCCCGUCGCGGUGCCGGCAGAGGCGUCGUCUCACUUCACGCAGUUUGCCUCUCCAGCUGCGACGACGCCGUCGUCCGCGUCCUCUUCUCUUUCGUCUGUCCCUCAAGGCCCCUUCGCGUUGCUCUCGGGCGCCUCAGCGGAGUCCGGCGAGUCGCAGGAGCGUGGUGAGGAAGCAGAGGGACACAGCGCUUCAUCUUCGGUUUCGCGAUCUGGGCCUUUCGCCACGGGAGACGCCGCACACAGAGGGGACGGAAGCGAGCGCGCGAGAACGGCAGCGAGGCCAAGCGACUGUAUCGCUGCCAGGCCAGAAGACUUGCAACUCCCUGCCUCGCAUACCUGCUUCUUCCAGAUUGAAUUGCCUCGGUACUCCAGCAAAGAGAUUCUCUACAAGAAGUUGCUCUAUGCCAUCACUGAGGGCAUCGCAAUCGAUGCAGACAACAUGGCCGACAAUACUGCGUGGGAGUAG
Messenger RNA from Neospora caninum, 29148 nucleotides. RefSeq lists its product as hypothetical. Bases 1 to 29148 code for a protein of 9715 amino acids. The transcript has 12 exons. Gene Ontology annotation, molecular function: ubiquitin-protein transferase activity. The record is from RefSeq and is a predicted model, not a curated record. NCBI's taxonomy places the organism in Eukaryota, Apicomplexa, Conoidasida, Eucoccidiorida, Sarcocystidae.